Molecule: messenger RNA, 4557 nt
Organism: Penicillium maclennaniae
Lineage: Eukaryota; Fungi; Ascomycota; Eurotiomycetes; Eurotiales; Aspergillaceae
Product: sulfite reductase (NADPH) subunit beta
Exons: 4
Coding region: 1-4557 (1518 amino acids)
Biological process (GO): sulfate assimilation
Cellular component (GO): sulfite reductase complex (NADPH)
Molecular function (GO): FMN binding; sulfite reductase (ferredoxin) activity; heme binding
Source: RefSeq, a predicted model, not a curated record
AUGGCCUCCAUUACAACUGCUGCUGAUGCCGGCCAGCGAUGUUGUCCUCUCCGUCCAGCCUUCCUGCGGACGGACUCAUUGUUCUCCAAGCCCCUCAAGGCCUUGAAGGCAAAUAAGACCGCAAGCGCCAUCUCAAGGGGCACUCCCGAGGUGGGACCCUCUGCUGUCUGCUUUCCACCCCUGCAAAAAGGCGAGACUGUGUCCGUCGUCACGAGCUCAUCAAUCUUACUUUCCUCCGUUCCUCACCUCUACCGUCUCGCCAACUUCCCCGUUGUCAUUCAUGUCGCUCUGGAGCCCACCCCGUUUCCCGAUUACUCAGUAAUCAGCUCCAUCCGCCAAUGCGGCUUCACAUUCUUGCACUCCGAGACUGUACAGGAAGCUCAGGAUAUUGCCAUUACCGCCCAUGCGCUGGCGCUCAAGUCUGGAAAGGGUGUUAUCCACUUCUUCGACCCCGCCAACUCCGCCAAGGAUCCCGCUAUUACUGCUGAGGACACCGAUGUUGUGAAGAAGAUUCUCAACCUGGGUGGAAAUGUUGCGACUCACACUUCCUCCGGUACCGAGACUCUGUACGCCGAGUCUAGCCGCGUUGCUACUGUCUCUGCCGACGACUCGGAGGCUGCUCCUGCUGGCCAGGGUGAGACUUCCGCGAACUUCACUGUGCCUUCUCAGACACAGACCCCGUCGAACGUCAGCGUCGAAAACUCGUCCGUCGGCUCUUCCCGCCGCGACAGCAGUGCGGGAAGCGAGGCUCCUAGCUCUACCGCCACCACCGUGGACAACGCCAGUGUGCGUCCCGUCAAUGCUGCCGAUAUCUUCGAGUGGACCUCCCAGAUCUGGACUGCUUUGUCCAAAGAGGUGGGCCGUACUUACAGUGCCAUCGAAUACACUGGACCUGCUGAUGCCAAGUCCGCCGUCUUCGUCUUCGGAUCUUCCGGUGUCUUCGCUGAUGCCCUGUCUCACCCCGAGGCUAACAGCGAGCUUGAGAACAUUGGUCUCAUCACUGCUCGCCUUUACCGCCCCUGGGUCGGUGGCCAGAUCGUGAAAUCUAUCCCGGCAUCAGUUGAGAAGAUUGCCGUCUUGGAGCAGGUCCGCAAGACCACUAAGUGGGGUCCUUCAUUCAUGGACCUGUUGUCCAGCGUGACUCCCUCCACUGUCCGUGGUCAAUCCCUCAAGGUCGUUGGAUACCGUCUUGGAUAUGUUGAGCCCUCCACUGCUGUCCAGGCCCUCCGUGGUAUUCUCCAGAACCUGCAGGCUUCCUCCCUGAUUCAGAACCUGGAGAUUGGUAGCUCCAAUGCUCCCACCGCCGAGGAGUCACUUGAGCAGCCCCACAUUGAGAAUGCUUACAUCAAGAUCCUCAACCAGCUCUUCGGUGAGCGUCUUUACAUUGCGAACCAGCUCGGUGCUGAGAACGCUGGUGUCUCGUCCACCAUCGCUGCCAGCCCUGAGUAUGGCUUUGGUUCUCUCCUUGCUCGCAAGGAGCACCGUGAGCGCUUCAUCCGUGAAGUUGAGGAGGCCUCCAAGUCUAGCACCUUUGCAACUGAUGUGCCUAAGGACUGGCUGUCCCGCUGGGCUCUGAUUGCCAAGGAGGCUGCCAAGGCUAACAAGAUCGCCCCCGAAGUCAUUUCUCGCCUUUCCAAUGACGGAUCUAAGCUGUCCCGUGAGCUGCUCCAGUCAAAAAGGCUGUUCUUCGAGGAGUCCCAGUGGUUGAUUGGCUCCGAUGCCUGGGCCUACGAUCUGGGUAACUCUGGUGUUCACCAGGUCCUCGCCUCUGGCGCCAAUGUCAACAUGUUGAUCAUUGAUUCGAAGCCCUACUCCGAGCGCACCGCUGCUGAUGCCACUCGCCGCAAGAAGGACAUUGGUCUUUAUGCUAUGAACUUUGGCAACGCCUAUGUUGCCUCGACUGCUGUGUACGGCUCUUACACACAGGUUCUUCAGGCUAUGGCCGAGGCCGAGCAGUACAAGGGUCCCUCCGUUGUUGUCGCCUACCUUCCCUACCACCAGGAAGACGAUUCAGCUCUUACUGUCCUCCAGGAGACCAAGAAAGCUAUUGAUCUUGGCUACUGGCCUCUGUAUCGCUGGAACCCCGCGAACGAGGGUACGAGCGAGCCUAAGUUCGCUCUGGACUCCGAGCGCAUCAAGCGCGAGUUGGAGGAAUUCCUUCGCCGUGAUAACCAGCUCACCCAAAUCAUGAACCGUCACCCGAAAUACUCACCUGUGCUUUCUGAAUCUUAUGGCACCGAGGUCCGCGCCCUGCAGAAGCGCAAGGCCAAGGACUCAUAUGAGAAGCUUUUGGACGGCCUUUUCGGUGCUCCUCUUACCAUUCUCUAUGCAUCGGACGGCGGUAACGCCCAGAACCUUGCCACUCGCCUUGGCAACCGUGGUCGCGCCAGAGGUCUAAAGACCAUGGUGAUGGCCAUGGAUGAGUACCCGUCCGACGACCUCCCUGCUGAAGAGAACGUUGUGUUCAUCUCCAGUGUUGCUGGUCAGGGUGAGUUCCCUGUUAACGGUCGUGGUCUUUGGGAGCACAUCAAGAACUCCGGUGAUCUGGAUCUGUCUUCCAUCAACUAUUCUGUCUUCGGUCUUGGUGACAGCCACUACUGGCCCCGCAAGGAGGACAAGAUUUAUUACAACAAGCCUGCCAAGGACCUUGAUGCCCGCAUUGCCUUCCUGGGUGGCCGUAAGCUGACCGAUAUUGGUCUCGGUGACGACCAGGAUCCCGAUGCAUACCAGACUGGUUACUCCGAGUGGGAGCCGCGUCUUUGGAAGUCUCUGGGUGUCGACAAGGUUGAGGGCUUGCCCGAGGAGCCCGCUCCGAUUACCAACGAGGACAUCAAGAUCCAAUCGAACUUCUUGCGUGGAACAAUCUUGGAGGGCCUUAGGGAUGAGUCCACUGGUGCCAUUUCUGCCAGCGACGCCCAGCUGACCAAGUUCCACGGUACUUACAUGCAAGACGACCGUGAUGUUCGUGACGAGCGCAAAGCCCAGGGUCUUGAGCCCGCUUAUAGCUUUAUGAUUCGUUGCCGUCUUCCUGGUGGUGUUGCUACUCCCAAGCAGUGGCUGCAGAUGGAUGCCAUCAGCAGCUCACAUGGUAAUGAGACCAUGAAGCUCACAACCCGUCAGACUUUCCAGUUCCACGGUGUCAUUAAACGCAAGCUUCGUGGCGCCAUGCAGGCUAUCAACGCGUCUCUGAUGGAUACUCUCGCUGCUUGCGGUGAUGUAAACCGUAACGUUAUGUGCAGUUCCCUCCCCGAGCUGUCUGACUUCCAUCGCGAGACCUGGGCUUUGUCCAAGAAGAUCAGUGAACAUCUUUUGCCUUCGACCACAGCCUACCACGAGAUUUGGCUGAAGGACGAGAAUGACAAGAAGGUUCAGGUUGCUGGUGAUGCCGUCGUCGACUUCGAGCCUCUCUAUGGUCCCACCUACUUGCCCCGCAAGUUCAAGAUCACCAUUGCCAUCCCUCCUCACAACGACACGGAUGUUUACGCCCAUGAUAUUGGCCUGAUUGCCAUCAAGGGUGCUGACGGCAAAUUGGAGGGCUUCAACGUUCUUGCUGGUGGUGGUAUGGGUACCACCCACAACAACAAGAAGACCUACCCCCAGACUGGUCGCAUGUUCGGCUUCUUCCCCAAGGAGACCGUUCACCUUGCUUGUGAGAAGAUCAUGCUCGUCCAGCGUGAUAACGGUGACCGCAAGAACCGUAAGCACGCUCGUCUCAAGUACACCAUUGAUGACAUGGGUGUCGAGGUCUUCAAGAGCAAGGUCGAGGCUCUUCUGCCUGAGGGCUUGAAGUUCACCGAGCCCCGUCCCUUCAAGUUCGACUCCAACGUCGACACCUUCGGCUGGUUGAAGGACGAGAAGGGGUUGAACCACUUCACUUUCUUCAUUGAGAACGGCCGUAUCGAGGACACCGCGGAGUUCGCCAUGCGCACUGGUCUCCGCGAGUUGGCUAAGCUCGGCAAGGGCGAGUUCCGUCUCACGGGUAACCAGCACUUGAUCAUCUCUAACGUCACUGACGAGGACCUGCCCCUGGUCAAGGAGCUCAUGGCCAAGUACAAACUUGACAACACCAACUUCUCUGGCUUGCGUCUUUCCUCCUCAGCCUGUGUCGCUUUCCCUACUUGCGGUCUCGCUAUGGCUGAGUCUGAGCGUUACCUGCCCGUCCUGAUCUCCAAGCUCGAGUCCACUCUCGAGGAGAACGGCCUCGGCCGUGACAGCAUUGUUAUGCGUAUGACCGGUUGCCCUAACGGCUGUGCCCGUCCCUGGUUGGCUGAGGUUGCUUUCGUCGGCAAGGCCUACGGCGCCUACAACAUGUACCUGGGCGGUGGCUACCACGGCCAGCGCCUGAACAAGCUCUACCGCUCUUCCAUCAAGGAAGACGAGAUUCUCGAAAUCAUGAAGGAUCUCCUCAAGCGUUAUGCCCAGGAGCGUAACACUGAUGGCGAGACGCCGGAGCGUUUCGGUGACUUCUGUAUUCGCGCCGGCAUCAUCAAGGCGACCACCAACGGAACAAACUUCCAUGAGGGUGUCGCGGAAGAGGAAGAGGAAGAAGAGGAGUAA